Aricia agestis (brown argus) is the source of this 5597-nucleotide messenger RNA. RefSeq lists its product as uncharacterized. Bases 233 to 5323 code for a protein of 1696 amino acids. The transcript has 22 exons. NCBI's taxonomy places the organism in Eukaryota, Metazoa, Arthropoda, Insecta, Lepidoptera, Lycaenidae. The record is from RefSeq and is a predicted model, not a curated record.
GCACCUCGCAGUUCGCCAUCCGCAAUUUUUAUUAUAAUUUUGAAAAACUGAGUUUUUUGAACAAAAUAGUUAAAUAAAAGUAUUUUGAAUUUUCCACAACAAACAAUUUUCCACUGUCGUCAUGUUUUUAUGAAUGUAAUGUAAUAAGGUUUCGUUGUAAGUUUUCGAUAUAGUUGAUUCAUUUCAAUUCACAAGAAAAUUAUUAUGAAAGUGGUUAAAAUCUAUUGGUAACAUGGAUAUUGAUGACGAUAGCUCGGAACCUCCGCCUCCGGGCACUGGAUCUUUGACUCCAAUAGUCAACCAACCAAGCAGCCCUAAUCCUGUAAAAUUACCUAAAGGAGUAGAAAAUGCCAAGAAGAGGCUCAGGGCAUUUUCGAUUCAAAAGAAAACACCAAUCACACCAUUGGUGCCAAAAACCACGGGGUCGGGAAGUGUUGUGGUAAUUGGUAAGUUGAGCAGCGUCAAAACAACUCCCAAGCCGGACAAGCCAACUGUUGAGCCUGACGUCAAAAAGCCUCCAAAACCACCCAAACCAGGGGCGGCCCGAAAGGCAUUGCAAGACUCGUAUUCUGACCUGCAAAAGAGGACAUUGUCCGAGAUAGAGGACAUGAAACGUAAAAUGGAAUUGGUGGAGCUGGGUAUACCGCUGGGACUGAUUUGUCCCACAGCAACCAGUGAAAAAGCCAUGCCCACUAAAGCUAUGCCACCAAUCAAGUCUUUCUUAAAUAAAAAAAAUCGAGCAAUACCUCGAGGACAAAGACAAUACUCGUCCCGAAGAAAAUAUUCAAGUACAGAGUUUAGAGUUUGCCCGGAACAGCUAGACGAAAUAAUUCGCGAAGCUAAAAAGGCGAGAGCAGAGGGUCGUCAGUUUAAAUUUGACUAUCAGAAACUAUUGCCAGACUAUGAUAAUCCAUUCCAAAAGAGAAAAGAAGAACCUCAACCUCAACCUCAAGAUCGUAGCGAAAGACGUAAAAGUGAUUAUGGAAAAGACGACGAACGACGAAGGAGCGACAAAUACGAUCACAAAAAACAUUCCGACUAUAGAUCAGAAGACAAACACAAACGUAGGCACAGAGAUAAAGAUCACGAUAAAGAAAAGGAAAGAAGCAAAAGCGACCAUAAGAAGACUGAGGAGAAAGAAAAUACUGAAAAAGAAACCGAUGUCGAUCUUAAAGAUUUUCUUGUUUGUGACAGUUGGUCGUUGGACAAUGACGAAAAGGUUCCUCCUCCUAGCCCCAAAAUUGAUGAAAAGCAUAUCAACAAACAGCUGGAGCCCUCAGAAAUUCACAAAGCUAGUCUCGAUAAAACCAACGAAGCACUGAAGCAUUGCAUCAAAGAUAGUCCCAAAAAAGUUGAAAAAUUACAACCAGUCAUUGACUCUUUCAAAUUUGAAAUAGACCCCAACGAAGACGACGAAGUAUUAGAUAUAUUCGAUGAGAAUUUAGAUUUGAAUAAGUACGCGAAACCCCGACCUCCCAAGCUUCGGGACGAGACAUCGCAGAGGAAAACAGAUAUCGAAGUUGAACUUUACGAAAAAGAUAUGACUGACAUCAACGAAGACACGUUCUUAGAGUCUGUUAUAAAUGAGAUUAAACAGGAGAAUAUGUCCGAUGAUGAUUGCGAAAAAGGAUUGGUCGAAUACGACGAAUCUCCAUCGAAGGAUAGUCCAGAGACAAAGAGAUCUGCCACUCCCGAUAUAGUUGAGUUGGGGAGUACGAGUCAAAGAAGCGACUACUCGGGGUACGCGUCCACAGACAGUUAUAGAACGGCUGGGACCAGCGAGAGUGGUUACAAAUCUGUCGACAGUACCAGUUUUAGAAUAUCUCCGGACAAGGAACUGAAUGCUUCACUACAAGACGGGCUGUCCAGACCCACCGUUGAUUCGCUAGAGACGUGGAGUUUUGUGUUGAAAAUCUGUCAACCACUUCUAUUCAGACACGACAAAAAUAAAUGUUACAAAGAGACCCAUACCACUCCAAAGAUAUGGUAUACGGAGAACCCAAAACAAUGUACCUGUGUGAAAGACCGGGCUGUUGUAUAUGAGGAGCUAGAGAUGUGCAAGAUGGAUCUCGUGGAUAGGGUGUAUGGUUGUGAUCAAAUCGAGGACUGCCCAACGGCUCUCAGCCGCAGCUGGUACCCUCGCUGCCCGCUGUCCCCGGCCAACUCGCUGCCCAUGAGCAACGAGUGGGAGGCGGACGACAGCCAGCACCGCCCCGACACGCCGCAGCGCGACGACGUGCUGCUGGACAGGGAGUACCAGAGAUUUAUGGAAGCAGUUGAAUGUAAGGUUGAAUCUUCUAGAAGUACAACUCCGGUGCAGCAGGAAACGAAGAAGAAACGCAAAGAGGAUGUACCAAAAGAGAUUGAGGAUAAAAAACUUAAAAAGCUUGAGGACUGGAGCCAGGAAUCUGAUAUUGAAAUAGAAGUGGAAAAAACAUCGCUUCAGCUUGACAGAAGAUCUACGCUUCUGAGUAAAAAGUUAAAAGAGAAGGAGAAGUCCAAAGUUCGCAAGCGGAAACACUCGUCUUCUACGCAAUCUUCGCUGUCGGAGAGUGAAGAUUCUAAAAAAAAGAAGAAUAAAGCACUGAAAAAGAAAGCAUUGAAGAAAAUCAAUUCAAAGUCUGCAAAAAAGAGACGCAUUGGAAAAAAGAUUCUUAAAAAACUCAAAGAGCAAGAAAAGAAAAAGAAAAAAUACAAGGAGUCAGAUGACGAAAAAGAUAAAAAGAAAGAUAAAAAAUCCAAGAAAAAGAAAUUGAUGAAAGCAAAGAAGAAGCCGUCAAAGAAAAAGAAGAAGAUAAAGAUAAAAUCAUCGAGCAGCUCGAGCUCCGACAGCAGCGAUAGCGACAGCGAAAGCGACUCGGAAAAAGAUAAGAAGAAAAAAGCUAAAAAGAAGAGCGUCGAUUCAAAGAAGAAGAAAUCAAAGAAGAGAAAACAAUCAACUUCAGACUCGACUCAAAGUGAGGAGACAUUUGAUGUUAACAUUUUGAACAAUAUCAAGACUGAGAGACUCACAGACGAUGAUUUUUCACCUCGCCGCCAGAAGGAGAGAGAUUAUCAACGUCAAAGAGAGAUUAUUAACGUCAAAGAGCUACAGAACGAUUUUGUGGGUAAUAAUAUACAGAUAAAGAAGGAAAUUAUAGAGCAGGUUACACCGGAAGAGAGAGACAAACAAAUUGACGUGGAUGAGUCUAGCAUAGCUGACUCUGUACAAAGUGAUACUAAAGAAAAAGAGUGUGAGAAAUCAAACCAAAAGAAAAACCUAGAAGCUGAGUUGAAAUCAAUACCGAUACCUGAAGAAGGGAAACCAGCUAAGGAAAGGGCUAUCCCCGAAGUUAAAACUCCAGAAGCUCCUACAGAAGUUAAACUGACUGAUAUAGCGUUGCCAGAAGUUAAAACAGACAAAAGUUUGCCAAAAGUGACACAAGAUAGGACCGUGCCAGAAGUUAAGGCGACACCAGAAGAUUCCAGCAUAUCACAGUCGUCUCAGGAUUCUGUAUGUAGUGUGAAGGCGCCAUCUUAUGAGAAGGAUGACAGCUACUUGCGGCCGUCUUCUCAGAAUUCCAACUACAACUUCCAUGACGUCAUCGCGAGCCAUGCCGAGUACAAGCACGAUGACGUCACAGUUAGCCGCGAGUACAAGCAAGACGUCACAACCAGCCAUGAGUACAAACAUGACGUCACAGCAAGUCAUGAGUAUAAACAUGACGUCACAACUAGCCAAGAUACAGUUAGUCAUGAGUACAAACAUGAAGCGAGUCAGGAAUACAAACAUGACGUCACAGUGAGUCAGGAUUACAAACAUGACGUCACAGCGAGUCAGGAAUACAAACAUGACGUCACAGUGAGGCAGGAAUACAAACAUGACGUCACAGUGAAUCAGGAAUACAAACAUGACGUCACAGUGAGUCAGGAAUACAAACAUGACGUCACAGUGAGUCAGGAAUACAAACAUGACGUUACAGUGAAUCAGGAAUACAAGCAUGACGUCUCAGUGAGCCAGGAUUACAAACAUGACGCCACACCAAGCCACGAGUACAAGCACGACGAGCCUGACUAUGAAGCAGGCAACUACGAGAUGUAUGAACAGCUAGCCAUGGCGUACCAGAGUGAUGUCGCUAAUCAGCUAUCCCCGUGCGGCGGCGAGCGACCAAUAGAAACUGUGGUGCACGCGCGCUGCGGCGAGAUCAAGUGCGACUGGCGGCCCGGCGACCACGCCCCCGUCAAGUCGCCCCGCCCCUCCAGAUGGGGUCUGAAGCCGAGCGAGGUGAACAUAGUGCUGACUGGGGGCAGUGAGGCGGACGAGUCGCCGCAGCGAGUGUUCCAGAUACAGAGCCUCGCUAACAGAGAUCACAAUGAGGGUUACGACGAAGCAUACAUGGACAUGUACGGCGCGGCGGAUCGCCUUCAGUACGGAGACUGCUUCAGCGACGGCGGAGCGCCCCCGCCCCAGGGCGGAGUACCCGCCCCCCAGGGGGGAGUACCCGCCCCGCAGUGCGGAGUCCCGGCCCCCGAGGGGAGAGUCUCUGCGCCGCGGAGCUCCCUCGACGCUAGAAUAGAUCAAGCGCUUAGCAACAGUGUGCUGGGUGAGAUCGCCAAAGAUGCAGAGGAAAGUCAGAGAGAAGCCGACAAGACAACUACUGCGGGUGAGGCGGGUCGCGGUAUGAAGCGAGUGAGCUUCGCGGACGGGUACAAGCCGGGACAGGACUCCGACGUCGAGGAGCCGCCUAUUAAAAAGCGCAAGAAGGCGCGUCGCGUGGGCUGCGCUUGGCCGUGCCCCGCCACGCACCCCGACCACGUGCCCCUGUGGGACGCCCUGCCACCGCCGCCCCCGCCGCCUGGCUCCCCGCCCCGUGCGCGGCCCCUAGCUCUCCAGCCGCACAUCAUACCAGGGACACAGCAUAUGUUACCGGGAUCUCAGCAUAAUAUAACGAGCACGAUGCUGCCUGGGACGCAACAACAUAUAUUACCGGGAACGCAACAACAUAUUUUACCAGGGACUCCACAACAUAUCUUGCCGGGGACACAGCAACACAAUAUGAUACCAGGAUCUCAGCAACAUAUGAUACCGGGAUCUCAGCAACACAAUAUGAUACCGGUAUCUCAGCAACACAUGAUACCAGGAUCUCAGCACAUGUUGCCGGGGGCGAAUGCCCCACACAUGCUGUCCCGAGCCCCGGGCUUGAUGCCGGGGCCUCGCAUGUUGCCGGGGCCCAACCAGAUGAUGAACAUGGGGCACACGAUACACGCUCAAUUCGACCCCAACACAUCUUUGGCGGGCUUUCUGCCGCCCGAGCCGCCGCCGGGAAUGAUAGCGCUCCGCUGAACUGAACAUAGGCUAAGGAAUAGGGGCCGCCCAUAAAAUACGUCACGCUACAAUUAAUGUAUUACAAUUUACAUAGCUACUUACACAAUUUUGUCGUUGAAAUAGUACUGUAGGUAGGCCCUUUUAAAUAUUAUCCAGUUUCAAUAGCAAAAUGUCUUGGAUGUUAUAAAAUAUUAUAUACGAUUAAUUUGCGGACGUAUUUUGUGGGCCGUCCUCGUAAGUUUAUUUUUAUUUUCUCUCGUUAUAAGUUCUCGUUAAUAUACGGUACCAUUAA